Molecule: messenger RNA, 3881 nt
Organism: Spodoptera frugiperda (fall armyworm)
Lineage: Eukaryota; Metazoa; Arthropoda; Insecta; Lepidoptera; Noctuidae
Gene: Frmd5
Product: FERM domain-containing protein 5
Exons: 12
Coding region: 204-1826 (540 amino acids)
Cellular component (GO): cytoskeleton
Molecular function (GO): cytoskeletal protein binding
Source: RefSeq, a predicted model, not a curated record
GAAAUGUCAAAUUUUCUCAUCCCCGCACCGCACAGUCCGCACCCCACUGAGUUUCCCGUGUUGAAAUCGAAACGAAACAAAUGAAAAUUUGAAUGAACUCAUGUAUGGAAAUAAAAUUAAGCCAGCCAUGCGUUAAUAAAAUAAAAUGCUUAAUUAAUAAUAAUAUUUAAUCGUGAUAUUGUUCUAAAUAUAUAGUUGGCAGCAUGUUCAAAAGUCGCGGAGAUAUUGUUUAUAAAUGUACAGUGAGGCUUUUAGAAGAUACAGAGAUAUUAGAAUGUGAAUUUCACCCAAGUUACAAGGGCAAAUUCUUGUUGGAGCAUGUAUGUCAACAGUUAAAUCUCACUGAGACUGAUUAUUUCGGACUGCGAUAUGUGGACGCUGGUGGUCAAAGGCAUUGGCUGCAUAUGGCAAAAUUAAUAUUGAAACAAGUUAAAGAUGCCUCGCCAAUUCUAUUUAGUUUCCGAGUGAAGUUCUACCCGCCAAAUCCUCUACUGCUAAAAGAAGAUGUGACUAGGUUCCAGAUAUAUUUGCAGCUGAAAAGAGACUUGCUACAUGGCAGGUUAUACUGCACGGCUAACGAGGCAGCUAUGUUGGGAGCACUAAUUAUACAAAUCGAGCUAGGCGACUACGAUCCUAACAUCCACGUGGGCAACUAUGUUACGGAGAUGAGGCUGCUACUCAGACAAACGGAUACCAUUGAAGCUAGGAUACAGGAGUUACAUAGAGAACCAGUAGAAGGUACUCCGGGCGGCAGCGGCGGCGUCAAGGGCAUGUCGACGCAGGAGGCGGAGCGCACGUUCGUGAAGAUCGCCUGCCAACUCGACACGUACGGCGUCGAUCCCCAUCCUGUCAAGGUUUGGGACCACAGAGGUAACCAGCUGUACCUGGGCAUCAACCACAGCGGGAUCCUGACGUUCCAGGGCAGUCGGAAGACGCACCACUUCAAGUGGUCCGAGGUGCACAAGAUUAACUUCGAGGGACGCAUGUUUAUUGUACAUCUUAAUUACCCAGAGAAGAAGCAUACAGUGGGUUUCAAAUGUCCGAACGGUCCCGCCUGCCGCCACGUGUGGUGCUGUGCCAUCGAACAAAUGCUGUUUUUUACGUUACCGUCAUCAUCGGACGCGUGUGUCUACUCCGGCGGUGGCCUGUUCUCGUGGGGCACCAAGUUCAAGUACGUCGGACGCACCGAGAGGGAAAUACUCGAGAGGGACGGACUACUCGCGCCUAGGGAUACUCAGAAGGAGGGUUCUAGUACAGGCGGUAAGAGGAAAGCGUCGAGUGUGCCCGCUACCCCGUCCACACCGAUGACGGGAGACUUCGGUAUUUAUCGUUACAGUAGUCUCCCGCGGUCGACACACAGCGCUCCGCUAGAGGAGAGUGGGGCCGACGAGACAUGUAACGGAGCCUGUCUACUCAGUGGGCCUGCUGUGGACAUCGCACUAGCUUGCACCGACCAUCUACGGACUGUCCAGGAGGAGGUCAAACCACCUGCGAUUCCUUCAGAGUACAGUUUGCGCGACUCAUUCGAGCACUCAUCGUCGGAGUCAGGAGUGACGUCAGGGGGUUUGGUGCCGGGAGGGAGCGCGGAGCCGGGCUGGCGGGCGGGCGGGGGCGCGGGGUGGCGCGCGCUGAGCGCGGUGCGGGCGUUCGCGGCGUGCUUCCUGGUCGUGUGGCUGGCGCUGGCGCUGCUGGCGCUGCUGCUGUUCGAGACGGAGCUGGCGGGGCUGCACGGCCUGCGCCGCGCGCCCGAGCUCGUGGCGCUGCGCCGCCACUACUACACGCCACUCAAGCACUACUUCAAGCGCAAGGUCGUCGACCUCUUCUGAUUCUCACUCCACCCUCCACUACACGAGUGUCAAAUUUUACAGCCACGUUACUUUAUAGGGGUAGGGUCGGUCCCCCACACGUACUCAGCUUCAGCCAAAUAAUCUGUAAAUACAUUUCAAACUUUCUGAACAUUUUCACGAAAUUCUUAUUUAUUUAUUUUUAUCUACAAAUCUAAUCUGUCCAUAGUUAUUUAUGUUGAUGUAUGUGUGUGGGGGACGAGUCAACGAGUCUUAUUUGUACAAAAUGUCUGCGUACCUAGACGUAAGUCACCGCUAUACGCUUUCUUAUAGUACAAUUACUUUGUAAGCUAUCACUAGUUUCUCGCACGGCACAAGGAUUUGUGAGGAUUUCUACGUUCCUAAUUAUUUUUCAUACACGGGCCUACUGCUUCGAUCGGCCUUACAAACAUACUCAGGCGGACGACACGACGUCCACACUCAAGUGAUUAGAUCUGUUACUAUACAUUUAUAAAACUCUGCUUACAAUCUGCGAUAAAUGAAUCUCAUAAUUUUAUACAACAAUAUUCACGUACAUUCCACGUAAUAAUUUAGUCUUCCAAAAGUAUUGUUUGUAGUGAUUCGAAUAAUUAUUUUUAUAUUACCUAUUUAAUUAAUGUUUAAGUAUUCGCGCACAAAUUUUAUUUUUUUAGAUGUGCCAUAAUGUUAUAUUUUUAAACCUAGUCAUAAAAGAACUGGUUCUAUACUUUUUGCACAAUUAUUGAUAAGUUAUGUUGUGUACAUGUUUUGUUGGGGACACAUUGGUUAUUUAUUGAUUACGACACGAUUCAAUGUUGUUAUUGCCUUACUAGAGUGAGUGUGUUACUGCCGUACUCAGUGCCAUUUAAUGCUUACUUAAACUAUUUCUUAGUAACGAUUUUGUAUCGAAAAACAAUUGCUAAGGACUGGGUUAAAUAACCAUUGAAUGACUCUGAGUACGGUGGUUAGAGUAAGUACUUAAUUAGACGCUUAAUUUUGCCUAGUCACUAUGUAUGUAAAUGAUUCUCGGACGUUAAUAUUAUUAGCACUAGUUCUUAAGCAACACGACAAUUGUAAAUCAAAGCGAUUUGAUACUAACGACUGUGUGAUGACCACAACAACAUUCAAUUUACUUAUGAAGCUUUUUUUAAAACUACUUCAUCACUUUUACGGCAUUGUUCUAAAAAGUAAUAAGACUUAUUACUUUUGCAGAUCAAUUUUUUUCUUAUAAAUAUGAACUCGUAUCUAGAUUUCCAAAGAAUUCUCUAGCUAUAAUUUGUUUAUUGAUUGUGAUCUGCUCCAACUCGCUGGAAUUAAGCCAAGACAUGCUGUUAUUGCUAUUUUCAUGUACCGAAAUGUUUACAUAAUUCUCUAUAUACUACAAUUACAUCAACUUUCUUCAAUGUCAAUGGUUGUUGUGAUCAACGCAAGUACAACGAAUUGGAUAAUACGAUAAAAUAAUUUGAUACAACUAAAACCAUUUGGUAUUGAAAUGACGAACCUGCUACAUCACAUCACAUCGCUUGAUCAUUAUUUAUUGAAAUUGUCAAUUAAAAAUUACUAAAUAAUCUGUCAAACAAGUAUCGACUGCUUCGCAUUUAAUUAGAAUAACUUGUACAAAUGACAGAAACAUUUCCGUUGUGGUAGUGUAGUGUAUCGUAGCCGGUAAACUAGAACGUUUUAUUUUCUUUGUGGACCAACAUGCUAUGGAGUUAAGUUUGAAUGUACCUAAAUACUUAUUUUUAUACCGUUAUUGCUUUUUCAACUCUUAUUACGCUUAGAAUUAAGAUCUCUUUAUAAUGUUAUAAACAGGAAUGAAAGUUGGUAAUGUCUUGGAAUGUUCUAGAUGGUUUAUUUCGACAAUGUUUAGAUGCCAAACUGAGUUUUUACAGAUACGGACUUGCUCCACUGGGUGCACUGAGCGAGCAAUGUCUGUGACAGUGGAAGCAGAAUGCCAGUACCUACCACGUCGUCAACUUGUUAUAAAUAAUGUAAUUGUAGUCUAAGAACAAACAUAGCUUUUAGUUAACAUUUUUGGAAAAUCAUAGAGGUUUUAAUAAAACAUCCUGCCGAAAUCGA